AUGGCGCGACCCGAUGCAGAAGUUGCGGUUGGCCUCGCGCGCCACGUGCCGGCUCCGGCAUCGCUGGCAUGCAGUGGCGCUGGUGUGUGGCAUGGGUGGUGCUCUUGGCGCUCGAGGCUGGGCCAGGUGGAAAUAUCAAGUCGGGGCAGUGUCAGCAAGAUGCAGUUGCCGGACUGCUGCGCGCGGAAGCCGUGCCCACCCAGCAUUGCAGACCGUCCAAAGACCUGCCAACCGGAGAGUAAAGCUCACCUGGACGCGAUCAACGCGCUCUUCUACCAAGCAAGCUCCGUGUAUUUCUUGACCGCGAACUGCUAUGAAACGGCUGAAGAAGAACCCAAAGAGUUGCUCCCCAUACUCAACUUCUUGACGGACAUGGGGGACCUGCUCUGUUACACCAGGCACAUGGACUGUCAGUACGGGAGCACUCCGGAGCAUCUCGAUCUGUUGAGAUACCUCAUAGUUGAGCUGGAGGUGCAGUGCCUGCAAAUGGAGUUCUGCCAGGAUGUCUUAAAGGAGGGCCACUUCCACGAGGACAUGGCUUUCGGGCAGGGCAGGCUCUUCGGAGAGGCCUUGGACAGGAUGGCGGCAACCGCUGCGAAGCUCCUGUGGAAGAACCAGCGCAGGGCCACGGCGCCCUCUUUGGCCACGGUGCUGUACCAUGCCUCGACAUGGACCUUGGGGGCUGGAUCUGUGACCGACUUUGAUCCUUGCGGUCCAGGAUUACGUCCCCGUCGCGUGCAUCUGCUGAAUGGUGAAAUUGCAGACCACUCAUCCAGCCAUGCAAUCUUCCUCUCAACUUCACGGGUUUUGGAGGUCUUCAAUUCUCCUGGCCGGGACUUCGGCCGCGCACCCAUGGUUGUAAACUUGGGAGCUGGCAGCCACGAUCCGGCGAACUGCCUCCUCGAGUUCUCAGGUGACUUCCGAGCCAUCCUCUUCGAGAUCAACCCCGAGAGGGUGGAGGAGCUCCGGCGUCGUUUUGGUCGCCGACCGGAGGUGACGUUGUUCACGGAGCUUGUGGAUCCGGCUAGCUUUGCCGAAGUGCUGCUUCAAUUUGUGCCGGACCCACCAUCACAGCGCUUUCCUGCCCUUCUGAAGAUUGACGUGGACAACGGCGACUGUGACUACCUAGCGGUGUGGCUCAAAGCAGGGUACUUGCCACUGGUCAUCAAUAUGGAGGUCGUGCAUUCCUACCUGCCGCCAGAAAUCGCGCUGUCCAUUCCAUUCGACCCAGCUAAAUCGAACGGAAAUAUCAGCCAGCAGUACAGUUAUGCAGAGGACAUGAUGUUGGUCGGGUGCUCACUGGGUGCCAUGCUGGAGAUUCUCAGGAGCCAAUACUCUCUCCUUUCUUGGAGCCAUUUCAAGGCCAUCAAUGUGGAGUUUAUACUGACGUCCUGGUCCCAAGAGCAGCGCAUUGAAGUGGUGCCUACGGAAGAGAUCCCGGCAUUUUGGCGAAGGGUUGUGUCCUAUCGGGAGGUUUUUCAUGCCGACAACUACCAUGGCUUGGAGUUGGAUCCGCGCCUGAUGGUAAGCGAUAGCUUAUCUGUGGAAGAGAAGCUGGAGAUUCUGGAGGAUGCGCAACAUGCAGCCCGCCAGCAAGGUGACCCUGACGGAGUGGGUGUGUAG
This is a messenger RNA of Symbiodinium natans, 1623 nucleotides long. NCBI's taxonomy places the organism in Eukaryota, Dinophyceae, Suessiales, Symbiodiniaceae. The record is from the annotation of a GenBank genome assembly.